CACAAGUCUGAAAUAUAUCCUGGGAGAAAUCGAUAGCAAAGAUUUUGAAUCACAAGACGGACAAAGAAAAUGGCUGAGCAAGAUUCACAUACUGUGCCCAGUUGUUCAAAGUAUGAUGGGAUUGUACAAGAAAAAGAAAGACAUUUUUGGACAAAACAGUCAGAGAAUCCUAGAAGAGUGCAGAUGUUUGUGGUCGAGGAUUACUGUGAUGAAGCUGUUCUUUGAGCAUGUCUGCUUGCAAAAUAAAGAGUUUGCUGAAAUAGUUUCACCUAAGUGCAAAUUCCUUUGGAUAGCAUUUAAGAAAACUGCUAACUUGAAGUUGAAUACCUCAAUGAAGAAAUUAGUGAAUGUGCUGAAUGACAUUAAUAAGAAAGCCGGUGAAAAAUAUUAUAAGAGUGGAAUUCAUAACUGUGGAAUGUGUAGUGAAGCCAUUAAAGAUCCUGUGCUCUUGCCUUGCAAGGAUAACCAUGUCUUUUGUAAAAAGUGCAUCGAAGGAUACUUCAAAACAAAACGUGCAAAGAUAUGUGCAGAAUGUAAAGAGGAAUUGCCUCAAGAGUUUGAGUGUCAGGAACAAUCUGGAGUUAGUGAGGUUGUUACUCAGCACAAUGAGUUCCGUCAAUGUUGUAACUCGUUCUUCAUGGAAGUUGUGUCCCAGCUUUGCUUUGCUGAUGGAACCCCACCAAGUGAAGAGGUCAUCAAGAAGUUGCUGGGAUAUGUAACAAUAGAUUCCAAAAAACAUAAGAAACGUGUCACAAGGAAUGUUUCUCCUUUCCCAGAGGAUUGUAUCGAUCCAAAUCCAGUUGUCAGAUCUUUCCUACUCCAGUUGUUGCUUCAGUCAAAUUUUGAAACUGUUAAACAGCAUGUACAAGAGUAUCUGAAAAACUCAAGAGAUCUCAUGAAAAGACCUGAUGAUGCUGUGAGCCUCUGCAGAUUGUUUGUCAACUGUCUAGAAGACACGUUUUACUCUGGUAUUCCUCAAGACUCUGAUGCAAAACUUAUCCAAUUGCUCCUUCGCGAUGGUCUUGAGAAACUUGAAAAUGCUCAUCAUUUUUUUGACGGACAAAAUGUCACUGCUGACCCGUUAAGUGUUGAGUUACUUGAAGCAAUAUCACAGAGUCGUUUUGCAUUGACAGUGCUCGCUGAUAUCAUUCAACGCCAACAACAAGAGGAAGAGGAUAUCAAGUGUCUUGUUGAUAAGCUGUCAAGUAAAGCUAAAAUAUUCUGUCAGAAGAAUAAACAGGCUCAGUUGUAUCUUGUGAAAUACAUUUGCAGAGCUUACAGCAAAGAUGCUCUUACACGUCUGAAGGUUGACGACCAGUUAAACUGGAUCUUACCAGAUGAGUUGAAAGCUCAGGAUCUGAAUGUUCCAGAUAAUUUUGUCAUUGUUGGUGAGACGUACACUAACAUUCGAGAAGCUAUUCGUCAGUGUAUAGUGGACAAUGACUUUGAGAAGAUGUGCAAAGUUGUGACAAAUAUGAAGGGAGAUCAGAAAGACAAGGAAGUGUGCUUGCUUCUUGCUUUAUUCAGAGAGAUCACAAUGAAUGCCACAACUACUGUAGAGGCAAAAAGAAUAAGUUUGGAGGUAAAUCUAAAUGAGGAAAUUAACAGUGAACCUGUCAGAUAUAGAUUGAA
This is a messenger RNA of Anneissia japonica, 1632 nucleotides long. Its product is annotated as E3 ubiquitin-protein ligase rnf213-alpha-like. Gene Ontology annotation, molecular function: ATP hydrolysis activity; metal ion binding; ubiquitin-protein transferase activity. The record is from RefSeq and is a predicted model, not a curated record. The transcript is spliced from 10 exons. The annotation marks the transcript as partial. NCBI's taxonomy places the organism in Eukaryota, Metazoa, Echinodermata, Crinoidea, Comatulida, Comatulidae.